This is a messenger RNA of Stylophora pistillata, 1744 nucleotides long. RefSeq names its product EARP-interacting protein homolog. Gene Ontology annotation, molecular function: protein binding. The record is from RefSeq and is a predicted model, not a curated record. Gene Ontology annotation, biological process: protein ubiquitination. NCBI's taxonomy places the organism in Eukaryota, Metazoa, Cnidaria, Anthozoa, Scleractinia, Pocilloporidae.
UUUCCAUCAGCGGCUUUCGUUCAAUGUUCAAAAUGGAGGACGAUUCCCCAGUUAUUUAUGGGCUAGAGUUGAACGCACGUGCUCUGGUUCCUCAGCAUGCGGAAACAGAUAUGAUAAGGUUCAUUGUUGGAACUCAGUCCCUUAAAUAUGAAAAUCAGAUCCACCUUAUUGACUUUGAUGAUGAAAGCAAUGUCAUCAAUAAAAAUGUGUUUAUGCAUUCUUUUGGAGAAAUAUGGUCAAUGAACACUAGUCCAACAGAUAAGACUCUCCUAGCAACUUGUUACAACAAAGUUUCAGAGUCAAAAGCUGAAAUACAUGGUGCUUUAUGGAGGAUUCCCCCAAUAGAUGACACAGAGCCCCCUGGUUUAGACUCCCCAGGGAUCCCCCCUGGAAGUGGGUAUUCUCGAUCAUUACAACUUAUCUGCCAUUUUGACAACAAACAUGAGAAUAUGAGGAGUGUUUUAUGGAAUCCAUCUGGUGAUGGAAGCCAAGUUGUAACAGUUUGUGAACAACAUCUAGAGCUUUGGGAUCUGGACAGAAGUGCAUCAACUGCAGAGUCAAUUGACUCUGCUCUGCUGGAGGGGAAAGGUCAACCCAAGUUCACAACAGGGCGAUGGAACCCUCAUCACAGUGGUUCUCAGAUUGCCACUGCAAAUGAUACAACUAUUAAAGGUUGGGAUGUGAGGACUAUGAGGCCUGUUUACACAGUUGAGAGUGCACAUAACCAACUAGUACGUGACUUGGACUUCAAUCCAAACAAACAGUACAUACUUGUCAGUUGUGGUGAUGAUUGUAAAAUGCGGUUUUGGGACACAAGGAACACUGCUGACCCUCUAAUGGUAUUACAAGAUCAUUCACACUGGGUGUGGAGUGUACGGUUUAAUCAUUUCCAUGAUCAACUUCUCUUGACAUCAAGCAGUGACAGCCGAGUUAUACUAAACAAUGUUGUGUCUUUGUCAUCGGAGCCAUUUGGUCAUCUGGAUGAGGAGGAUGAAGAUGAAGGUUUACAAGACAAAGGGUCCAGAGAACCGGUAAAAGAUGGAGUCAUAGCAACGUUUGAUGAACACGAGGAUAGCGUGUAUGCUGUGGAGUGGUCUACUGCUGACCCCUGGGUAUUUGGAUCACUGUCAUACGAUGGACGUUUGGUCAUAAACAGAGUUCCAAGAGCAGAAAAGUACAAGAUCCUUUUAUAGAACUUCCUAUAAUCAAGGAAUGUUGAGAGAUCUCUCUAUCAACAGGGUUAUCUGGUAUUAAUGGCGGCGAAGAACUUCAAGUUGGAAGGAGAAACUUAGUUUGCUGACGAAAAAGGAAUGAAGUACCUUGGAUAUAAUUCAAUGCAAAUUACAAGGCGAAGAAGGUUUUUGCCUUGAACACAAUCGUAUCCGUCAAUCGACGUAACUGCUGGUCAGUUAAUGGAACAUUCGUAAAAUGAUUAUUCGAGUAUGAUCAAAGGUCAGCUGUUAAAGUCAACGGUCUCUGGGAAAGGUCACAGGUCCUUUAACCGAGGCUUCUGUUGUCUGGAUAUUUUACAGUCUUGUGAGGACCGUGAUACCGUCUUACACCAUUAACCUCGGAGGACUGGAGAGAAACAAGAAGAGGUUGUAGGCGCAAAAACGAAUACAGCGGAAAGAAGCGUUCUUGAAGAGUUUAUUUUGCGGUCAUGAAUUCUUACUAUGAUCCCCUGAUGUAAUUUUUCAAGUUGACGGUCAGGCUAUUUAAAUCGUCAUCUGGCCUGCCGCGGGGA